Rubroshorea leprosula is the source of this 3432-nucleotide messenger RNA. NCBI's taxonomy places the organism in Eukaryota, Viridiplantae, Streptophyta, Magnoliopsida, Malvales, Dipterocarpaceae. The record is from the annotation of a GenBank genome assembly.
AAACUCCAUUAUAAGAAGAAAAUGGAGCUACAUUGCUUCAAGCCAAAAACAAAACAUGGCGGAAAAAUGGGUUGUAGCAAUUGUAAUGGUUUUGGUUUUGGUAAGUGGGUGGCAUUGUUCUUCUUGUUGUGGUUGUUUGGAGGAAGAGAGAAUUGCCCUUUUGAACCUCAAACAUUCAAUCUCCCCACCAAUGGGCAAUGCUCUAGCAUCUUGGAGAGGGCACGGUGACUGUUGUAAGUGGGUUGGGGUUGAAUGCAACAUCACAACAAGGAGAGUGAUCCAGCUCUCUCUUAAUCAUAUUAGGGAUUGGGAAUUUGAGGGUUGGUUUCUCAAUUCAUCUCUAUUUUCGCCCUUUGAAGAGUUGAAGAGUCUUUUCUUGAGUAGCAAUGGCAUUUUAGGUUUCAUGAAAAAUGAAGGUUUAGAAAGGUUGUCAAGCUUGAGCAAUUUGGAGGUUCUUGAUUUGAGUUACAAUGGUUUAGGUAACAGCAGCAUUUUAACAUCUAUAGGAGGUCUUUCGUCGCUCAAGUAUCUGAAUCUAUCAUACACCUGGAUUGCAGAACCAGACAAUGAUAGAUAUAAUUUAUCAAGGUUGAGGAGUUUGGAGUUUCUUGAUUUAAGUUCUAACAAAUUGAAUAAUAACAUCCUAUCAUCUCUGGCAAGUCUUUCAUCCUUAAAAGUGUUAAAACUUGCAGACAAUCAAAUGGAAGGAAGCCUCCAUAUUCCAGGUGUUAAAAGACCACUGGGGUUAAGUAAUUUGAAAGUGCUUGAUCUGAGCAGCAAUUCUUUCAAUAGCACGAUUUUAUCUUCCCUAAGAGGGCUUUCAUCUCUCAGGAGUCUUGAUUUGAAAUUAGUUACUCUAAACAAUCUGAAGGAGCUGGAUUUAAGCUAUAAUGAAGUGGAAAUUUUUGUGGCUCCCAAAGAUACGAGAAGUUUGAGCAUGCUAGAAGUCCUAAAUCUACGUGUCAACAAAAACACUUGUGGAAGCUGUCUACUACAGUCAAUCAAAGCAUUCCCUUUAAUUAAAACCCUUGAUCUAAGUGGUAGUAGAUCUAUAGAACCAGUGAAUGUUGAAGAUUUUCACACUUUCAAGGAGUUGGAAGUAAUGCUUAUGGAUGCAUCUUCUCUUCACAAUAAUUUUCUUCAGAGUAUUGGAACACUAAGCUCCCUUAAAGUUUUGUCUGUGUCCUAUUGUGAGCUUAAUGGAACCCUGCCCAGUCAAGGAUGGUGUGAAUUGAAGAACCUUGAAGAGUUAGAUUUAAGUAAAAAUAAUUUUCAGGGAAUGCUUCCCUCUUGUUUGGGAAACUUGUCAUAUCUUCAAGUGUUGGAUAUAUCGUCUAACCAUUUCACAGGAAAUAUUGCCACCGGCCCUCUUACCAAUUUGAAAUCACUUGAAUAUCUCUCAUUUUCAAGUAACAACUUUCAAGUCCCAGUUUCCUUUAGGAUGUUUGCCAACCACUCCAAACUUAAGGACCUUCUUGGUGAUGGCAACAAUUUAACGCUAGAACCUCUCCUUCAAACUCCAGCUCCAAAGUUCCAACUCAGGUUUUUGAGUUUGUCUUUCAUUGCAUUAAAAGAACUUCCCUACUUCCUCUAUCACCAAAAUAACCUUAGGGUUGUUGAUAUCUCCCACAACAACAUCACUGGAGGGUUCCCAUCUUGGUUGUUCAAGAAUAAUACAGGAUUAGAAGUACUCAACCUAGGAUAUAACUCCAUUUCAGGACCUUUGCAGUUGCAUUCACAACCUCAUUUCAACAUUGCAAUCUUAGAUGUAUCUAAGAAUAGUCUACUCGGACAUAUUCCUAUAAACAUGAGUUCAGUCUUUCCCCAUCUUACAACCUUAGUCAUGUCCAAAAAUUCCUUUCAAGGUCAGAUUCCAGCUUCUUUUGGUGAUAUGAAAUCAUUAGAAUCUUUAAGCCUAUCAAACAAUCAUUUCUCUAGGAGUAUCCCUGAUUCCUUUGGUCGUUUGAGCUCUUUAGCCUUUUUAGACUUGUCUAACAACCAAUUGUCUGGAGGAAUACCAGAAGUGCUGGUCCUAGGUUGCCCCUUGGAAGUUCUCAAAUUGUCGGGCAAUAAUUUACAGGGGCAAGUAUUUCCUCUUCUUUUUAGCUCAACGAAGUUAAGGCUGUUACAACUAGGUGACAAUAACUUUGCAGGAGAAAUACCAGAGUUUUCAUCUAUCAACAACUCUUUUUCACCAAUAGUUAUAGACAUGAGCAACAACCAUUUCUCAGGCAAGCUUCUAAGAUGGUUGGGAAAUAUAUCAUCCUUGAGUGGGCUAACUUUGUCCAACAAUCAUUUUGAGGGUCCAUUUCCGGUAGAAUUUUGUGGUCUGGAUACCCUUGGCUUUCUUGACCUCUCAAAUAACAACUUGUCUGGCUCUAUCCCUGAAUGCUUUAAUCCAUUGUAUAUAAGACAUGUUCAAUUGAGCAAAAAUAGAUUGACUGGACCAUUGACAAAAGCAUUCUAUGGUAGCUCUAGUCUGGAGACAUUGGACCUUUCAAGGAACCAUCUAACAGGUAUAAUUCCUGGUUGGAUCGGCAACCUACCUUCAUUGAGCAUUCUUUUGUUGAAAGCUAACCAUUUUGAAGGUGAAAUUCCUGUUCAGCUAUGUCACUUGAACAAUUUAAGGAUCUUGGAUCUUUCUCAAAAUAAUCUUUCUGGUUCUAUACCUUUCUGUCUGAGUAAUUUAACGUUUGAGGCAUCAGUUUCUCGAUAUCUAGAGUUUUCUGUGGCAAGUAGUAGAUCAGUGAUUUUUUCACUGUCAGACAUUGGGGAGAAAAAGCUAAUAAAGAAUUUUGGCAACUUCGAGGCAUUUAACUAUAAGGUGGAUGACGUGGAGAAGUGGGUAGAAUUUACAACGAAGAGCAUGCCAUAUGUUUACAAUGGAAGCAUCCUUGAUUACAUGUCCGGGAUUGAUUUUUCUUGCAACUGUCUCACUGGAAGGAUUCCACCUGAAAUUGGAUACUUGAAUGAGAUCCAUGCGCUAAACUUGUCACACAACAAGUUAAUUGGAUCAAUUCCCUCUACAUUUUCAAAUCUGAAGCAGGUUGAAAGUUUGGACCUUUCUUAUAACAAUUUGAAUGGGAGAAUCCCCCCUCAGUUGACUGAGCUAAACACCUUAUCUGUGUUUUCUGUUGCAUACAACAACUUAUCAGGACCAAUCCCAGAUCAAAAAGCCCAAUUUGCAACCUUUGGUGAAAGCAGCUAUAAAGGAAAUCCUUUUCUUUGUGGAGUUCCAUUGCACAUCGGUUGCACCAAAAUUGAAUCACCAUCAAUUCUGACCAAUGUCACGAAUGGUUUAAUUGACAUGAGUGUUUUCUACUGGAGCUUUGUGAAAAUGAGCAUUCAAGGAGUAGCCCUGGAUGCAAUGUAAACUUUGAUAUUGUAGUUUCCUACUACGGAAGUUCAUCACAAUAAAUCAUGCAUAUUCAU